This is a messenger RNA of Sebastes umbrosus (honeycomb rockfish), 1048 nucleotides long. Its product is annotated as glycine cleavage system H protein, mitochondrial-like. Gene Ontology annotation, cellular component: mitochondrion; cytoplasm; glycine cleavage complex. The transcript has 5 exons. Lineage: Eukaryota; Metazoa; Chordata; Actinopteri; Perciformes; Sebastidae. Bases 46 to 573 code for a protein of 175 amino acids. The record is from RefSeq and is a predicted model, not a curated record. Gene Ontology annotation, biological process: glycine decarboxylation via glycine cleavage system; protein lipoylation.
CACGAAGAAGAACUUGACCCAUGACCUCAUCAGUAAACGACAGACAUGGCCGGCUGUGGGCUCCUCCGCUCCUUCUCUUCCAACUUCUUCACCGUUUUGCCUUCACUGACCCGCUCAGCUGCUCUCUCCCCGCUGCGGCUGACAGCUAAACCUUCAUAUGGAAGAACAAUAGCCACUUCUAGUCGACUAACAGCAGCACUUAAAUUCACAGACAAGCACGAAUGGAUCCGAGUAGAAGACGACGGAGUUGGGACCGUCGGUAUCAGCAAGUUUGCGCAGGAGGCUCUGGGAGAUGUAGUUUACUGUGGACUGCCAGAGGUGGGAACACAGCUGGCUCAGCAAGAUGAGUUUGGAGCUCUGGAAAGUGUGAAGGCUGCCAGUGAGCUCUAUUCCCCUUUGACUGGAGAAGUUGUAGAAGUCAAUACACUACUGGCAGACAAUCCUGGUCUGGUGAACAAAUCUUGCUACAAAGAUGGUUGGCUGAUGAAGAUGACCAUCGGCAACCCUGCAGAGCUUGAAGCUCUAAUGGACGAAGCAGCCUAUGAGAGAUACAUCCGCUCCAUUGAGGACUAACCUAACACCUCCUAAUAAGUGCUAUGCUCCCUUUCUCCUUUUCAAACACCACUGGCAGGGAUAUCCAGAAGUUGUGCCUGUGUCAGCUACAACGCUAUGCUUAGCGUCCACCAGUGGAGCUCAAGAGCUCCAGAUUGCUGACCUGCCAGUGUUGUAGAGCUGUGAACAUUAGGAUUUCUUUAUCUACUGUUAAAGACUGACUUUAGGGGACCUGUCAAUCUGCACUGACUAAACAUCCUAUGUUAAGUUGUUGCAGCCUCCAAUCCUCCAACAGAAGAGACUGAGACUCAGUCAAUAGAACAAUUUACACACAUUUCAUUCAAAGGAAAACUUGAAUUAUUGUUGUAGGACUUUGUUAGACUUAAAAAAAGCACUUUGGUCUUUAUGGUAUUAAUAAUGUUGGUCUGCACUGCAUGUACGACAGCUAAACUGUAGAUAUGGGACCUGUAAUUUAGAAAAUAAACAUUUCCUGAGA